Molecule: messenger RNA, 591 nt
Organism: Pelodiscus sinensis (Chinese soft-shelled turtle)
Lineage: Eukaryota; Metazoa; Chordata; Testudines; Trionychidae
Source: RefSeq, a predicted model, not a curated record
GACUGGGAGACCCGGACACCAGACCCUGCAGGAGAUCCCUCUGCCACCCACACGCGGCUUCCACUCCCAGUAACAAUGGGGGGAAUCGGCGUCUCUCUGUCCAUUGUCCUGGCUCUGGUGACCCUCAGUUCUAGUGAUGCUGGUUCUGGUGACCCUCAAAAGACAAAGUGUGACCUGUCCGGCCUGUGGCGGAACGAGCUGGGCUCGCUGAUGGAGAUACAUGACGUUAACGAGGCGGGAGAAUUCUCCGGCGAGUACCUCACAGCCGUGACGGCCACCAGCAACUGUAUCCAGAACUCGCCCCUGAAGGGAGCCCAGCAUCAUACAAAGGCAGAGACGUCUCCGGUCUUCGGCUUCACUGUGAACUGGGAGUUCUCAAACUCCACCACCGUCUUCGUGGGCCAGUGCUUCGUGGAUGAGAAAAGGAAGGAAAUUCUGAAGGUUACAUGGCUGCUGCGUGAGAAGGUCGGGUCCCCAGGAGACAGCUGGGGGGCCACCAGGGUCGGGGGUAGGAGGAGGAAGCGUGGGGAGCCGGGUCAGAGCGCAGGGACCCGGAAGAGGGCUCUUUCAUGUGAGGAGGGCUUUAAACUA